Messenger RNA from Homalodisca vitripennis (glassy-winged sharpshooter), 8133 nucleotides. It is a transcript of the gene sick, whose product is annotated as protein sickie. The transcript has 36 exons. Gene Ontology annotation, molecular function: protein binding; ATP hydrolysis activity. Lineage: Eukaryota; Metazoa; Arthropoda; Insecta; Hemiptera; Cicadellidae. Bases 36 to 5348 code for a protein of 1770 amino acids. The record is from RefSeq and is a predicted model, not a curated record. Gene Ontology annotation, biological process: neurogenesis; nervous system development.
GAGUAGGCAGUGUUAAGUGACGAUGGCCCAUUGAGAUGGCUGCGUGCAUCAGGGGACCUCGGUCUGUCCAAGACCCGGUCGACAGCCUUCACAAGUCCAACAAUGUUCAAUACAAAUCCAUCAUACAGGUGUACACGGACUGGGCCAACCACUACUUGGAGAAGGCACGCUGCAGGAAGAUGAUCUCAGACCUCCAACAAGACAUGCGGGACGGCGUGCUCUUGGCAGACCUCAUCGAGGCAGUUACCGGACAGAAGGCAGCGGACUUGCACCGCCGACCCAAGACUUCUUCUCAGAUGACGGAGAACGUGAAGGCUUGCCUGACGCUGCUCAGUCGCCUGGGGGUGGCGCUGGACGGCAUCACCGCCAAGGACGUUCGCGAUGGCAACCUGAAAGCGAUCCUGGGCCUUUUCUUCGCUCUCUCCAAGCACAAGCAGCAGCAGAAGCAGCAGACUCAGCAGCAGCUAGUUGAGCGUGACAAGCAACAGAAGCUGAUCGGUCAAAACAUGAACUCCAGGUUACCAUCACCGUUCCACGGGGGUGCAGGGUCGGGGGCGGGAGGAACGCCCACCAGCAUCCCUACACCAGUGCUUCGGCCUCCUGCUGCUGUCCCAGUUGGAGGAAGUCCCUUGAAGUGUACUUCAGCUAGCAGUUCACGGUCAACAAGUCCAUCCCAUUCAUUCAUUCCAACUCCUCGAUCUCGGUCUUCUCUUAAUGAUAAGCAGCAUACAAGUGGUGGCCACACUGCAGUGGUUCGUGUAUCAGGUUCUGUUGGGAGUCCAUAUGCAUCCUCAUCCAACAAGAAUUCUAAUCUAGAUAAAAUAAAGCUUUACAAUCCAAGUGAUAAAAUCAAGCCAGCACUGGGAAACACAAAGCGAACUUCUAGCUCUAGUGGAUUUAGUUCAGCUCGUUCAGAGCGAAGUGAUUCUUCUACCAGUCUGUACAAUGACAUCAAGUCUAGUGUUCCAGAGAAAAAGGAUCUAGGUCAGAAUGAUUUGAGUUUAAAGCCUGGAUUAAGAAAGAAAGUAAUAAAAGUCAGUGGUGAUAGUAAAGUGACCCGAGUUCCAAACAAACCUUCAAUGACAAAGUUAGUACAACCAGUAGUGAGAACUGUUAGUGAAAUUCAACCUGCCAUCCCAGAGACCCAAGAUGACAACUCUCAGGAAGCAGAGGACAAGAUGAAGGCCCCUGAGCCACCUAAAUCCAGCCCUACUGGUGGUAGCGGGAUACCAAAGCCAAUGGCAGCAGUCAAGGGCACAGCCAAGCCCACCCACAGUGUGGCUCCCAUGCCUCAAAUCACUGCUGAUAAGGAGAAUCCAGAGGUGAACCAUGUGAAGCAGCAGUCUGUAGGAGAGGAGGAGGAGAACACAGAAACAGUGAAGCCUAUGCAACCUCUCCUUCGUGGCUACAAGAGUAACAUUGCACUAACACCCAGGCCUCUACCUGUUGAUCAUUCAGGGUGGAGGACUGUUACACAGUCGCCAGCAGACCGAGGACCUGGAGAUGGCGACUAUGUCACAACAUAUAGUUCAUCUGGCUACAUGUCUGAUGGUGAUAUCCUGAAUAGAACAUCAGCAAUUGAAGUCAAUGAUGGAUAUAUAUCAGAAGGUGGUGCCCAUAGAGCUCAAGAACGGCUGCAUAGAGGCCCACCUCUACCCGUGGAGCUGAACCGCAGUGCCAAGCCUCUUGCCAGGCUACAGAGAGAAGGAAAGACUGAGGGAGCAAGGAGUGAUGAAUUAAAAAUCCUGUCGACAGACGAAGUUCAUCACUAUAAGCGAGGGAGUGCCCCGGGCCCUGAGGGGAGCGGGCGGGGGGAGGGGUUUGACCCCCCUCUCAGCCCCCCUGAACCGCAGCCCGUUGUCUACAGAGUGGUUGGUUCCCGGUCGCACAUCAAGAAAGCUGACAGCAGCCAACAAACUGAAAAUAGUGCCUUUAGACAAGUGUCCUCGAGCCAAUGGAAGAAGUAUGUAGAGGGUGUCCCAGAGCUGAGUCGACACGAUGUGGGCCGCAAGCAAAAACAGCAGCCUUACAAUGGUCUUCAGCGCAAACCUGACAAAAAGAGGAUUUCUGGAUCAAAAGAAGAGCUAGCACCAGAAGAGUACACCAAUGGUGAUCGAAAAGGUAGAGAGAGUAAAAGUAAAGUCCGAGGAGUUCCUCCCAAUUUCGGCUAUAUAAAACGAUCGAUAAAUGGAAAUGGGAAAGGAGAACCUCGAACUGCUCAAGUAUCUGCUGUUCCUAGAACCAAGGUGAAGGUGUCUGGGGGCACACAGACAGAUCUGAAGGCGUACAGUGUGGGUGGCACGUCAGGAGCCCAGUUGUCAGCCAGCGUGAGAGAGAGACUGUUGCAGGGUUCCCAAAGUCUGCCCAAGGCCCGUACAGAUACCGGCUCUCUAUCAGAUUCUAACUACACAGAGUUGAGUCCCUACAGUGCCAUGUACAGACACACCACUGCUGCCGCCUAUACUGCUUCACUACCCGCACGUGUUACUGCAGCUGGUCUGAUAGAGGCGGACAGUAUAGAGUCUUUGCCUGCCCAGCUUCAUCACCGUGCAAGUCUCACUCACCCUCGCCUCAUGUCUCCCUCCCCUUCACCCUCUGCCAGCAACCGCCUCAGUCGCAGCAACAGCAUCAGCUACCUACGAGAGCGGACUUUUCCAAGAUCUACAAAGUCAGAGAAGUUGUAUCCAUCGAUGCUUCAGAGAUCUGAGGAGAUGGACCCAUACUAUAGUAUCCCGUACAGUAUGGGACCCGGCAGUCAGCACUCUUCCCAACCUACCAGCCCUACCCCCAGUCAGAUGUCUCAGGGUACCCUCUCCAGGUUCAAUUAUCCUAUAUCACCAAUAAGUGCAUCUCCCUCCAGUCACAUGAUAAGCAGGACUUAUCCCUACUCUGGUCUCAUGUCAAAAAUGAACUCCAAAGAUGAUGAUGUACAUGGGUCGGCAGUGAGCCUGGUUUCAACUGCCUCGUCACUAUACAGCACGCCAGAAGAGAAACAGGCCCAUGAAAUGCGCAAGCUGCGCCGAGAGCUGGGAGAGGCUCAGGAGAAGGUCCAUACUCUCACUAACCAACUCUCCACCAAUGCUCAUGUAGUGUCAGCUUUUGAACAGUCUCUGUCCAACAUGACCCAGCGGCUCCAGCAGCUCACUGCAACUGCUGAGAAAAAGGAUUCCGAGUUGCUGGAGCUGCGACAGACAAUUGAGUUACUACGAAAGCAGAGUGUGGAGGCCGGGCUGACAUCACAGAACUUGUCUCCGUCUCUGGCUCGCAGACACACAAUUAACACUGCCACCGACUCUGCAGCAGGAAGCAACAUUGCGAGACAGCUGUCAACAGACUCAGUCUCCAGCCUAAAUUCUCUGUCAUCCGCCUGCAGUCUGUCCAGUGCUGCUCACACCACUGAUGCUGACAAGAAAAAGAAACGUGGAUGGCUUCGCAGCUCAUUCAACAAGGCAUUUUCGAGAACGAAAAAGAACAGAACAGGCUCAGUAUCUGAUGCAGAGGACAGCAAAGGUAUGAGCUCAGACCUCUCAGCCCCUUCAUCCCCACUGCUCGGCACAGCUCACCACAUCAACGGAGAUGAACAUGGCAACCUGGAUUCUCAGCCUUCUUCAGUGGGCUAUGACCGAGAUGCAGUUGUAGAUGAACUAAGGAAACAGCUGAGAGAGAAGGACCUGGUAUUGACUGAUAUCAGGCUGGAGGCUCUGAGUUCAGCCCACCAGCUCGAAUCACUCAAGGACACAGUCAUUAAGAUGAGGAACGAGAUGUUAAACCUGAAGCAGGACAAUGAGAGGCUACAGAGGAUUGUGACCAGCAAAUCUCUCACUUCAUCUCAGAGCUCACUACCUCUCAACGAGGUAGAGCGCAGGUUCAGCAUGGGAGAUGCAAUCACGCCUGGUACCGAUGAGAGGACAAGUCUGUUUGCGGAGGACCCUGAUGGCAAACGGGUGCUAGUGUCAGUGUAUCUGGGUUCUCAUGGUAGUUACCACAAAUAUGUAGAAGAGGGGGCGGCCACCUGUCCCAUCGCAGCCAUCUCCGUCAGUGGCAAGACCAAGUGGGACAUGCUUGAUGCCAUGGUUCGCAGAGCAUUUAAGGAUUACUGUGAGAGAUUAGACCCUCUGAGCAGUCUAGGGGGUCUAGGAGUCGACUGUAUCUGGAGCUACCAUAUCGGUGAGGUGGUGCGCUAUAAGGACAGCAAUCUGCCAGACCUGUUGCCCUGCGGCUACCUGGUCGGCGAAACCUGCAACAUCACAGUCUGCCUUAAGGGUGCCUUACACAACGGUAGUGUCGACGCACUCGUCUUUGAAACUCUCAUACCAAAGUCCAUUGUACAGAGAUACAUAUCACUGCUCAAUGACCAUCGCCGCAUCAUCCUCUGUGGCCCAAGUGGUACGGGCAAGUCAUACCUAGCCAACAAGUUGGCGGAGUUCCUGGUUUUGAGGGCGGGCAAAGAUUCUACCGCCGAAGCUAUCGCCACUUUCAAUGUGGAUCACAAGAGUAACAAGGAGUUGCGAGGCUACCUGACACACGUGGCAGAGCAGUGCGAGCACAACGCCAGCGAGUUGCCAUCAGUCAUCAUCCUGGACGGGUUACAGCACGCAGCUGAGGUGUUCACCGGGCUACUGAGCGCUAAGCACGCAACCUGCCCAUACAUCAUCGGUACUAUGAACCAGGCAACUUGCGCCACAACCAACCUACAGCUGCACCACAACUUCCGCUGGGUACUGUGUGCUAACCAUAUGGAGCCGGUGAAGGGGCUGCUAGCUCGCUGCCUCACUCGGCGACUCGUGGAGACAGAGUGUCGAGCUGGUAUGCGGGACUCGGACCUCAUGCGUGUGGUCGACUGGCUACCUCGAGUCUGGCACCAUCUCAAUCAGUUCCUCGAGACUCACAGCUCGUCUGAUGUUACUAUUGGACCAAGGCUGUUCCUGGCUUGCCCAAUGGAUGUAGCAGGCUCCCAAGUGUGGUUUACGGACCUGUGGAACUACUCAGUGGUGCCGUACCUGCUAGAAGCUGUGAGAGAGGGCCUACAGUUGUACGGAUGUAGAGCACCUUGGGAUGAUCCCACCAUCUACAUCUGUCAGACCUAUCCGUGGAUUGGUGAGGCAGUGCACGGUGGCUCUGAUGCUCUCAUCAGGUUGAGGCCAGAAGAUGUGGGCUAUGAUACGACUGAACGAGAUGGUGGUGGAGUUGGCAGCAGUAUAAAAUCUCUCAGUUCGACUCAAAGUGAUACAGAUGCUGAUCCACUGCUAAACAUGCUAAUGCGACUGCAAGAGGCUGCCAACUACUCGAGUCCCCACGGUACCGAACCCUCGCGCUCUGAUGACCCAGGCAUCGAAUCGACCAUAUGAAACCAAAGAUUAUUUCAUCAAAAUUUCUCACUAUUGUAUGAGUUUCAGUUUUCUUCUUCUAGAUAUUUGAAUUUCAAAAACAUAAAUAGAUGCUCAAGUUAUUUGAUAAUUAUAACAGAUCAAGAGUUUUAACUACCUUUUGAUUAGAGUCUUUAUAUUAUUGUUAUUGAACAUACUUGUCUAGUAUUAUUUAGUAUAGAUAUAUUUCUUAUACCAAUUACCAAAGCAGAUACAGUCUACUUAUUUGUAAGGAAAUAAUACUAUAAAAGUUGUAUUGUAACUUUUGUAUAUCCAUAUGAUAAUUUUGCCAAACUGACAGUAUUAUUGUGAAUAUUGUUGUAUAUUAACUAGAGAAACGUGUACAAAAUAUGCUUCUUUUUUACCAAAGGGCCCAGUCAUUACUAAAUGUACAUAGGUGUAUAAUUUUUAAUGCUAUAAAUAUUUUAUUUUUACUAAAAUGAAGCUUUAACUGCCUUUUUUAUAUGAAUGUUAUCAUAAAUGUUUAGUCAUUUUAGCAUUUUAGAGUAUUUUCAGUUGCCUAGUUAAAUAUAUUUCUGAACAUUAAUAUUUCUGCCAAUGGCAGGAUUCUGUCUGAUAUAGUGUUAUCACGCUUGACCAAGUUUCUAAAUUAUUAUUAAACUUUAAUACAUUUGUUAUUGGUGAACAUCUUUAUAAAAUAUGUUUAAUUGAGGUUUAAAAUUUAUCAGAAUGAAUUACCUAAAAUAUAUCCUCUUGUAUAAAUUUAGCAAUAAAAAAUAGUACAUUUAAAAUAAAUGUUCAAAAAGGUUCUGAUACCCCAGUCAGCCAUUUACAUUCCAUGUUUUAUGUGUUUCCACAAAGCCAUUGCCUUUAAAAUUGUAAUAUAAAAACAUUUAAUUUGUAAAUAAAAAAAUAUAAUAAAAUCAGUCUAUAUGAAAAUCGAUUUAACUUUUGUUUGCGUUAAUUUAUGCUUAAUUAAAAAAAAGAAAAAAUGCUUUUAUCCCUCCAGAGUGAAGAGGGCUGUCUAGAUAUUUCACAUAUCACUGUUUUUGUUAAUUUACAAAUUUUUUGUUAAAAUUAACAAAACAAAAAUCCUUGUACAAAUGACAAUAAAAUUUAUUGCUGCCAUUGAGCCAAUUUUAGGUUUUUGAUUUUAAUUCUCUGUUAGAGAGAUUUUUUGCCAUAAUGACUUAUAUUACUUAUAUUCUAUACAGGAUUCAUAUUUGUUUACAUUUAAAAUAAAUCAAUUGAAUAUACAUAUACAAGGGCUGUCCAGAAAGUAUGCAAUAUUUUUAUAUUACUGAAAAAGUACCGUACCAAUUGCAACCAAACUUUACUUUCCAUUGGAUUGCUCUUUUUGAUCUUCGGUGAGUAACUUUGGGACUAAUUUUGCAACCACUUGCCUCAAGCUUAAAUUCUUGUUCAUAAUUUCAAAAACAAUGAUUUUGUUAUGUCUAAAUCUUCUUAUUAACUCAUGGACUGAUAAGCGAUUGUAUGCAUUGAUUGUUAUCUGCACAUAUUUGAUGUUUUCGGAGAUUCAUGUUGAUGAAGGCCAACCAGAACAUGGAUCACUUACAAUCGUAUCGCAGCUGUUUUAAAAACAAGUUAAACUACAAAUUCACGGAAGUCAGGGACUGGUUUUCACUUGAAAGAUUUGCUAGAUCAUUUGAGUUUUCUCCACAUUCCGUCAUUUUUUGGGGAAAAAUCCAACAAAGGCUUGAGAGACGUGAACUAAACACUGACUGACAGCUAACUUAUUGAAGGUAUGAAUGAGAGCUGUUCUCAGUAGAAGGGUACAGAGUAAAUUAAUUUAAUUUUAAUUGCACACUGAAUCUGAUAACAGAAACUGCCUCAUAGAUAAGGAUUAAUCAUUGCAUAUAAAAUACUUUGUGCACAGCCUCUGUAUUUAUAUAUAAAUAGUUCCAAAUUAACCCAUUUAUUUAGUGUUACAUUUACAAUAUUGUGUAAAAUAUAAUAUAUUUCUGGCUGAAAUGAAACAAACCAUAAUAUUUGUUCUACUGUAUUAUUCCAAAGUCUCCAAAGUAAUCAAUGGACAAUAUAAUUUUAUCUGACAAUUUUAUUAAGUAAUUGAUUGACAAUGUAAUUUUAUCUAAGAAGAAUCAUAUUUCAAAUCUGCAUAGACAUAAAUAUAAACCCACUUAAAAAAUAGGUUGUUUUAACUCAAAUUUUAUAAUAUACAACUCAAAACGUUUGAAAUGUGUGUUAGACUAAAGUAGUAUAGUCAACUAAAAUCAAGUAAUGUUCUUUAGAUUACAAGCCAAACAUUCUUGACAAUAAUGUAUGUUAUGUUUGAUUUUUAACACUAAAACAUAAAAAUAUAUUUGUACAAAUAAAAUCAAAAGUUAUUCAUUAAUUUAAUAUAUUAGCUAUGCAUAAAACAUAAUUUUACCGUAAAGUACUGUUGAUAUUUAUAAUGUGUAAUAUGCUUAGACUCAAAAUUUCAGCAAAGAAACAUUAACUAACCUAUCCAAACAUUCACUACUCAGUGCCUACUCCUACCUAGUAAGCUUGUACUCUACUACCACUGACAAUGUUAUCCUUUUAUACAAAUUUUUUACUUUUUUUUACAAUGUGCAUUGCUACUUUGGUUUUUACAAUGUUCUUAUUGUACUAAAAUAUACAUCUUAGCUUUUGCUGUAACGAAUCUUGUAUGAAUGUUUAUAUUGAUUUUUUUAUAGCUAUUGUAUUGUAAUGUUAUGAGGAAUUGUAAAUGUUUGUAAUAGCAAAAUGAGAGUGAUGACCGCAGUUUGUUGACAAUACAAUAAAUGUUAUUAAUUUGUCAUAA